Messenger RNA from Drosophila hydei, 863 nucleotides. RefSeq lists its product as uncharacterized. The record is from RefSeq and is a predicted model, not a curated record. The coding region runs from base 49 to 684 and encodes 211 amino acids. The transcript has a single exon. Lineage: Eukaryota; Metazoa; Arthropoda; Insecta; Diptera; Drosophilidae.
CUGCUGCAAAGCUGUCCAAAAUUGCUUUAGCAGUUACACAUUAAAAAAAUGUUUAGCUAUCAAAAUAAACAAGUGACAACAAAAUUUCUAAGUACGCAUCUAGAGGCUCGCAGCCAGCCAAAUAAAUCCACGAAAAUGAAGCCAACAGCAAUAGCAACAAUAGCAAAAGUCGGCGAAGCAUCUAAGAAGCUGGCAACAGCAGCUGAUGCUGCGAGCAGCCUAUAUGAGUUAAAGACAAAGUCCGUAGAAGGUGAUUCGACGAAGCUGGCCAAACCACAACUGGAGACCCAGCCCAGAAAACUGGCCAGCAAAUCAGACAAGAGUAUAUCAAGCGCAGGCAGUCGCAAAAUUAAGAUCAACUAUCCAGACAACAUUUCAUCCAGAAUGCGCAUUGUGGCUGCUACAUUACCCCGAACCUCGACGCCGCUGGCCAAGCGCAUUUAUCGGCCGUCGCCAUCGAGAGUCUUCGACUAUGAUCUGUCCAAGGAGGAGGCGCAUUUCUUCGGCCAAUCCCGCAAAGCCAUGAAAUCUGUGCCGGCCGAUGAACUGCUGCUCCUAAAGACUGGAAGCCGCACGACUUAUUUGGAGACGCGCUACGCCCAUACGCCGGAUGCCAAAUACAACUAUCCGGAGGCAACCAGCUGGCGCUAUGGCUGGUUCCAUCGAUUCGAUGCAGCCAAAUAGAAUGCCCACACCUGAAGUAGAAUGACAGACGAUCCCACACUCAGCGAGCCUGCGCUUGUGUUCCAAUACGCAAACAAAGAAAUUACGCAUACAUCUGUUUAUAUUGUAAUUCUUUUUAUAUUCUUUAACUCUCUUUUCACUUUAACACCUAUCUAUUUUACACUAUCUUAACAAAAUUG